Messenger RNA from Teleopsis dalmanni, 1374 nucleotides. RefSeq lists its product as uncharacterized. Lineage: Eukaryota; Metazoa; Arthropoda; Insecta; Diptera; Diopsidae. The record is from RefSeq and is a predicted model, not a curated record. Bases 1 to 1374 code for a protein of 457 amino acids. Gene Ontology annotation, biological process: proteolysis. Gene Ontology annotation, molecular function: nucleic acid binding; aspartic-type endopeptidase activity; zinc ion binding. The transcript has a single exon.
AUGUAUCCAGGGGCUGAAACGAAUGAAGCAGAUCCAAUAAUAGCAAGGAUUAUAAUCAGGAAGUUGGAUAAGGAAGGAUUACGGCUAUAUGAGCAAAAUAUAAAAAGGACAAAGGAGAUUCAAAAAUUGGACGAUGUAUUACAGUUUCUGGAGCAGCAAUACCAAGCAGCAGAGGCGAUUAAAUCUAAGAAACAAACUAAUAAUGUAAAGUCUUUUCAAAAAACAACAGCGACAACUAUAGUAGCAAAUGAUUACCAGUGCUUUUACUGCAACAAAAAAGGACAUAUGGCAAUAAAGUGUUAUGAGUUUCUAAAGCUACAAGUCAAGGACAAAAAUACAUGGGUAAAAGACGCUCAAAUUUGUCGCGUCUGUUUAUCGCAUAAAACUACAAAACGAUGCAAUAGUAAGACAAAAUGUCAAGAUUGUGGGAAGUGGCAUAAUACUCUUUUGCACAUUAAUUCAGGGCAAAAUAAUAACACAUCAACAUUAACAAUGAAUACGGGCACAGCAGAAAAUGUGUUACUUGCAACGGCGCAAGUGCGCGUAAAAAGUGUUCAAGGUGAGAUGAUUAUGUUAAGGGCACUAAUUGACCAAGGGUCGCAAACUACAGCUGUAUCAGAAGAAGCGGCACAAAUAUUAAAUUUGCCAAGGAAAAAAGUAAAAAUGGAAGUGCAAGGGUUUGGAGGAACACCGGUUGGCGUUGCAAAGGCAAAAAUAAAUCUUCAAAUUCACCCACGAUUCACCAGUAAAUAUAAAAUAAAUGCAGAAGCAUUAAUUUUACCAUCAUUGGUAUCUUGUCAACCGGAUAAAACCUUUAGCUAUAAUAUAGAUAAGUGGGAAAAUAUGACCUUGGCGGACCCAAAUUUUAAUAAAUCCGAUAGAAUUGACAUAAUCAUAGGAAGCGAUCUUUAUGGAGAAAUUAUUGAAGGCGGUCUACUUAAAAAAGAUAAAAUAUUGGCGCAAUCAACAAAGUUCGGCUGGAUAUUAUCAGGUAUUUUACAAGCAAAAAGAAGCAUUAAAGGAUUCAUCUCUUCCAACGUCGUCAACAUAGAAAAGUUUUGGGAAAUAGAAGAAAUUCCAGAGGAUGAAGAUUCAUCGGAAGACGGAUAUUGUAUGAAAAAUUAUGCUGCGACAACUACCAAAAAUGAAGAUGAACGAUUUGUAGUUGAGUUACCUUUCAAAGAAGAACACCAAGUUGGCGACUCAUACAAAAUGGCGAUGGCACGAUUCAUAAAUUUGGAAAGAAAAUUACAGGCAAACCCAUCAUCAAAGAGAGAAUAUGUCGAAUUCAUGAAGGAGUAUCUAGCUGAUGGGCAUAUGAAAAAAGUAAGUUCAAAAGACAGGGAAAAUAUUAUCUACCUCACCAAGCAGUAG